AUGAGUCCUUUGGUUGGUUCGCUAGGCCGCUUGCCACCUGGCCCGACGCGGGACAAAGAGAAGCACGGCCCAUCCCACAGGCAGAAGCCAACAACAAGCCCAUCCCCAGGCAGGAGGGAUACGAUUGAUUACCGGGACGUCGACCAAAACGAAGCCAAGGUCAAAGUGUGUGUGAAUGUGUGUGUGUGUGUGUGUGUGUGUGCGCGCGCGUCUCUCUCUCUCUCUCUCUCUCUCUAUUAUUGGACGAGCAUGUGCUUCGAAUGGAGAUGUGUGUGUGUGUGUGUGUGUGUGUCCAGCUUGACAGGUCAACAAGACAACAAGCGAGAACAAAAGGAAUCAGUCGUUUUCUGUGUGUGUGUGUGUGUGUAA
Molecule: messenger RNA, 369 nt
Organism: Monosiga brevicollis MX1
Lineage: Eukaryota; Choanoflagellata; Craspedida; Salpingoecidae
Exons: 1
Coding region: 1-369 (122 amino acids)
Source: RefSeq, a predicted model, not a curated record